AUGGCUUCUCUCCCAAGCUACUCCGCCACUGGGAGGACGAGAUCAUCCGAUGGUGCCACAACUUCCAGCACCGACGCAGGAAUAUCACCCGAGGGCACGACAGCCCAAGCAGGCCUACCGGAGGAUGGAGAGACCGAGACCGUCAUCUUGAACAAAGACACGCCCACAUCGUCUGCGGAGACCAUACCGGACAUCGCCGACAAGACACUCAUCAGACACUCAAAUAAUGCCGAUAGCUCCAAUCACCAGGAAGAGCCUCGCAAAUGCUGGAUCUGCUACACAGACGAGACGGAGGACUCGCCACUAAACUUGGAGUGGCGAUCUCCCUGUCCUUGCGCGUUGACGGCCCACGAAGCAUGUCUACUCGACUGGCUUGCAGAUAUGGAGAAUCCUCGGUCUCGCAAGCGAAAUGGUCGCGGGGCAAAGAUGGUCUGCCCGCAAUGCAAAUCGGAGAUUGUCGUUACUCGCCCUCGAAGCUACAUCGUCGACACCCUGCGCCUUAUGGAGAGAAUUGCGGGGCGGCUGGUCCUUCCAGGCAUGGUCUUUACCGUUGCUGGUACUGUGUGGGCCGGAUGUUGUGCCCAUGGCAUAUACUCGAUGUAUCUUGUGUUCGGUACAGAUGAGGCGAAACAGAUUCUCGAGGAUAGCGUCGACGGCCCGUGGAAUCCUGGCAUGAACCUCGGCUUGCCUCUUAUCCCCCUCGUCUUGAUUUUCUCUCGGACUCGUUAUGCCGAAGGUCUUCUCCCGGCGAUCCCUGUCCUAUUCUUCGCUGCGCAUAGUCCUGGACAAGAGCCCGACUUUGACCUUUGGCCACCCACCCCGGCCAUGACAUUCGCUGCCCUACCGUAUGUCAAGAGCUUUUACGGCGCACUGUAUGACCGUCUAUUCGGUGGUCUGGAGAGAAAAUGGAUCGCAGAGGUUCAGCCUCGCGCAGCGGAGGAGAUCAUGGACGAAGUUCAGCAGCAGGACCAGGCGGAGGGGCUUAAUCGUUUCGGCGACAAUGUGAAUGGCCAAAUACUUAUGGAAAUUGAUCUUGAGUUGCAGGUAGGAAUGGACGAUGACGACGAGCCGCCCGAGGGUCAAGCUCUCCCUGCAGCAGAGAACCAAGAUGGCGCUGACCAAGGCGCCCAGGACGGCCAAGCACAGGGACAGAAUGCAGGCCACAACAACGGGCUAGGUCUCGGUCGUCGACAAAACGAGAUCAUCCACGAUACCGGUAAUAUUGCCGACACUGUUCUCGGAGCACUCGUCUUCCCCGCUAUCUCAGCGUCCAUGGGCGGGCUUCUCAAGUAUAUUUUACCAAAGUCUUGGACAACUCCGUCGUCAGUUCUUGAGCGAAGUCGCCCAGGGCUUCUACAGACUCGCUGGGGUCGUAGUGUGGUUGGUGGCUGUAUGUUUGUGCUGCUCAAAGAUGCCCUUGUCCUUUACUGCCGAUGGAAGCUCGCACAGACACACCGGCGCCGCAAGGUGCAGAAUUACGAUCGAUCCAAAAAGCACAACGGGAAGAAGAGAUAA
This is a messenger RNA of Penicillium cataractarum, 1515 nucleotides long. Its product is annotated as RING finger domain protein. The record is from RefSeq and is a predicted model, not a curated record. NCBI's taxonomy places the organism in Eukaryota, Fungi, Ascomycota, Eurotiomycetes, Eurotiales, Aspergillaceae. The transcript has a single exon. Gene Ontology annotation, molecular function: zinc ion binding. The coding region runs from base 1 to 1515 and encodes 504 amino acids.